Aureococcus anophagefferens is the source of this 507-nucleotide messenger RNA. RefSeq lists its product as hypothetical. The transcript has a single exon. The record is from RefSeq and is a predicted model, not a curated record. NCBI's taxonomy places the organism in Eukaryota, Pelagophyceae, Pelagomonadales, Pelagomonadaceae. Bases 9 to 494 code for a protein of 161 amino acids. Gene Ontology annotation, molecular function: carbon-sulfur lyase activity.
GUCGCACGAUGAAGCGCUUGCUCGACCCAAUCGCGCGCGUGCACUUGCGCGCGACGACGAGACAGCUCUCGUCGCGCGCGCUGGAAGCCCAGUGCCUCUGUGGCUCCGUGCAGCUGCGGCUCGACGCGGACGCCGAGCCAUCGCACGCCGCCGCCUUCUGCCACUGCACGAUCUGCCGCGCCUUCCACGGCGCGCCGUUCGCCAUGGAGGCCGGCUUCCCCGUCGACGCGUGCGAGACCUCGGGCGCGACGGCGAGCUACCGCUCGUCGAGGCACUUCGAGCGGCGGCGCUGCGCCGCGUGCGGCACGCCCUGCGGCGCCGUGCACCACAAGCUCGGCGCGAUCUUCUUGCCGACUGCGCUCUUCGCAAAACCGGGCGCGCCGUCGCCGCCGCCGGGCUUCGAGCCGACGAUGCACAUCUUCUACGAGCGGCGCGUCGUCGGCGACGCGUUCGAGCAGGACGGCCUCCCGAAAUACCAUCGCAUGCCGCCGUAAGACUCUUAUUGCG